AUGGAAAAAACUGAAAUUCGGGCAGUGAUAAAAUAUCAAUAUUUGAAAGGCUUAAAACCUCAAGAAAUAAUAAAUGACUUCAAUAAAACUUUGGGUUCCUCUGCUCCAUUGAAAACAAUUGUUUACAAUUGGUAUAAUGAAUUCAACCGUGGUCGUUCAAGCAAAAGUGACGCAGAACGUUCAGGAAGGCCAGAAGAGGUCACAACUGAAGAAAUGAUCGAAAAAAUUCAUGAUAAUGUGAUAGAAAAUCGUAAAAUCAAAGUUUGUGAAAUUGCUAACCGUGUAAACAUUUUUUAUGAACGUGUUUUUAAUAUCUUACACAAACACUUGGAAAUGAAAAAGCUUGCUGCCAGAUGGAUGCCGCGCGUGUUGACUGUUGACCAAAAACGCAACCGAGUGAGGACUUCUCAACAGUGUUUGGACAUGUUUAAUUGCAAUCAAUCGGAAUUUUUGCGUCGUUUUAUUACGAUGGAUGAAACGUGGAUCCAUUACUACACACCCGAGUCGAGACAACAAUCAGCACAGUGGUUAAAACCUGAGGAAAGUCGACCAAAGCAACUGAUAACACAGCAAUCGGCUGGAAAGGUUAUGGCAAGUGCCACCUUAAUAAAUAGUAUACGGGAUGAGAUUCAGAAAAGCCGACCACAUAUGCGGAAGAAAAAAAUUUUGUACCAUCAUGACAAUGCGCCAUCUCACACGUCAUUAAAAGCAAUGGCAAAACUUGAUGAGUUAGGAUGGGAAAUACUUCCCCAGCCAGCUUAA
This is a messenger RNA of Hydra vulgaris (swiftwater hydra), 762 nucleotides long. Its product is annotated as histone-lysine N-methyltransferase SETMAR-like. Lineage: Eukaryota; Metazoa; Cnidaria; Hydrozoa; Anthoathecata; Hydridae. Gene Ontology annotation, molecular function: nucleic acid binding. The record is from RefSeq and is a predicted model, not a curated record.